Molecule: messenger RNA, 5583 nt
Organism: Naumovozyma dairenensis CBS 421
Lineage: Eukaryota; Fungi; Ascomycota; Saccharomycetes; Saccharomycetales; Saccharomycetaceae
Gene: MOT1
Product: DNA-binding ATPase
Exons: 1
Coding region: 1-5583 (1860 amino acids)
Molecular function (GO): ATP binding; ATP-dependent chromatin remodeler activity; DNA binding
Source: RefSeq, a predicted model, not a curated record
AUGACUUCUAAAGUAUCCAGAUUAGAUCGACAGGUGAUUUUAUUGGAGACUGGGUCUACACAAGUGGUCAGAAAUGUCGCUGCUGAUCAAAUGGGUGAUUUAGCUAAGCAACACCCGGAAGACAUCCUCAAUUUAUUAUCCAGAGUAUAUCCUUUUCUAUUAAGUAAGAAAUGGGAAACUAGGGUCACAGCAGCUAGAGCAGUGGGAGGAAUCGUAUCACAUGCUCCGUUAUGGGAUCCUAAUGAAGACGAUGAUGUUCUCCAGAAUAUAAAUACAGAUAAGAAUUCUAAUGACGUUCCCAAUGCGAAAGUAAAAAUUGAGCAAGACAUACAACUGAAAUUGGAAGAGCUUUCAGGUUCAAACGCUAUGGACUUUCUUCAAGAUGAUAAAGAACUGUACUCGUUAUCACACUGGGAUCUUCAUGCUCUCUUCAAAUCAGGCAAAGUUCUAUUAGCAUCUAACAUGAAUGAUUUUAUGACCAAUAGUCCCAAUGAAGAAAAUCAAAAGAAACAAGUAAAAUUAGAAUCAGAUAAUCAAGUGAAACCAGAACAAACACGAGCACCAUCAACAGGUUCCAAGAAAUCGGCAAGAAUGUUGGCAAUGGCAAAAAGAAAGAAGAAAAUGAAUGCUAAGAAUUUAACGAGUAAUCCUGUAGACAUAACUGAAAGUUCGAUAUCGAAGACCUUAAUGUCUCAAAAUUCAACGAAUGGGAAGUCUCCUUCACCAACAACUCUAACGAAUCCAAAAUUAGAUAUAACUGAACAAUCUGAUCCAAAUAAAAUCAUGAUAGAAUCUGUAAUGACUCCAAUAUUAGAGAAACAAGAAAGAGUAGCAGGUCUCAUUUGGCAGUUCCAAGGAAUAUAUGAACUACUAUUAGAAAAUAUAACUAGUGACGUUUGGGAAAUUAGACAUGGUGCAGCACUUGGUUUACGUGAAUUAAUGAAAAAACAUACAUCUAGUGUAAGUAGAGUGAAAGGAAAAAGUAAGACUGAAAAUGAAUCCAGAAAUAAAAAAAGUCUAGAAGAUUUAGCUACUAGAUUAUUAACUGUUUUCGCCUUAGAUAGAUUUGGCGAUUACGUAUACGAUACCGUAGUGGCACCAGUUAGAGAAUCUGCAGCUCAAACUUUGGCAGCAUUAUUACUUCAUCUCGAUGAUGAUCUAUCUUCCAAAAUAUUCUCCGCAUUAAGGCAACUAGUAUUGCAGGACCCUAAGGUUGUAGGUCUGCCGAACAAGAUAUGGGAAGCAACCCAUGGUGGUUUAUUAGGUAUACGUUAUUUUGUUAGUAUUAGAACUGAAUUCUUAUUGAGUAACGAUCUAUUAAACGAUGUAGUGGAUAUUGUCCUAUACGGUCUUAAACAGACAGAUGAUGAUGUUCAAAGUGUUGCAGCAGCAAUUCUCACCCCAAUAACUGAUUCUUUCGUCAAAAUGGAACCAAGAAAGAUAGACACAGUGGUAACAACAAUAUGGGCGUCAUUAACACAUUUAGAUGAUGAUUUAUCUUCAAGUGUUGGUUCAGUAAUGGAUUUAUUAGCAAACCUUUGUAAGCAUCAAGAAGUAUUAGAUAUACUGAAGAGUAAAGCUAUAGAACAUCCUUCUGAAUGGUCAUUCAAAUCUUUAGUCCCCAAAUUGUAUCCAUUUCUACGCCAUUCAAUUUCCUCCGUUAGAAAAGCUGUAUUAAAUCUUUUAAGUGCAUUUUUAUCCAUAAAAGAUGAUUCUACCAAGAACUGGUUAAAUGGUAAAAUAUUUCGAUUGCUGUUCCAAAAUAUCUUAUUGGAACAACAUCCAGAUAUCCUUCAACUUUCCUUUAAUGUCUAUACUGAACUUCUGUCUCACUACAAGUCAAAGCAUACAGAAAAGACUUUGGAUCACGUGUUCAGUAAACAUCUACAACCUAUCUUACAUCUAUUAAAUACACCAAUUGGUGAAAAUGGGAAGAACUAUAGUAUGGAAGCACAAUAUAUUUUGAAACCGUCCCAACAUUACCAAUUACAUCCUGAGAAGAAGAGAUCGAUAACGGAAGCUACUCAAGAAUCGAGCAUACCGCCUCCAAAAUAUGCAGAAAGGAUUAAUAUUGACGCUCCAAUGAUCGCUGGUGAUAUUACGCUAUUAGGCCCGGAAGUUAUUAUAAACACAAGAGUCUUGGCUGCCAAAGCCUUUGGUAUAACGUUAGCCAUGUUUCAAGACUCAACAUUACAAUCAUUUUUUGAAAAAGUCCUAGUUCGUUGUCUAGAAUUAGCAUUUGCUACUCCAAGACUAUUUGCAGCCAUCAUAUUAACACAAUUUUGUAAGAGUUGGUUGGAAUAUCAUACAGAACAAACGCAACUCCCGCCCUUCGUAUCAACGAUAUUUGGAGAUAUUCUAAAUGAUCAAUUAUCUUUUCCAGAAAAACUACCUACAUUCCGUGAAUUAGUUCCAUGCUUAAGAGCGUUAAGGACACAAUGUCAAAGUCUUUUAACAACAUUUGUCGAUGUCGGUAUGCUUUCACAACAUAAAUUACCUGGGAUUGCCAUUGUUGUUCAAGGUGAAACAGAAGCUGGACCACAAGCAUUUGGGAUCGCAACUGCUGAAAAGGUUCAUAACGAAUAUUAUGAGAAAAUGUUUAAAGCUAUGGGUAAUUCUUAUAAAUUAUUGGCCAAGAAACCGUUAGAAGAUGCACGUUAUCGAGUAGCAUUAGGUUUGGAGGCAACAAAGGAAUCCAUGAAAGGUCGUACAUGCUCCAUCAUGUCUUCUUACGCAGCAGCUCUUCUGCUGAUUAAAGGAAUACCGAAGAAAUUGAACCCUAUCAUUAGAGCAUUGAUGGAAAGUGUAAAAGAAGAGAAAAAUAAAAAGCUACAAAUGAUGGCUGGUGAUGCGAUUAUCCAUUUAAUUGAUGAACUGCUAAAAAAUAAUAAGAGUGCUGUUGCCAAUAAGAUAGUAAAGAAUCUCUGCGGCUUUUUAUGUGUCGAUACAUCUGAAGUUCCAGAUUUUCAUUCGAAUAUUCAAUAUAGCGAUAGAAUAUUGACAUUGAUAAAAGAAGAUGAUUCACUGAAAAUCCAGGAUGACAUUGCACUGAAGAAGUUAGCGGAAAGUGCACAAUUGAAACGAGAUGGUGGGGUAUAUACUUUGAGCAAACUUUUGCAAAUCUUUGGAAAAUUCACUUUGGAGCAGAUCCCGCAAUUGAAAGAUGUCUUAUUUGCACCCUUGGAAAAACUUGAUGAGAUUGAAAAUAUUUCUCCACCGGAUGAGAUAAUUGGCCAACACAUUGUGGAUUCCUUGGGUGUGAUGAGAGCAAUAUUUCUCUAUAUGGACCCUUACUUACAAAAGACAGAAAUAUUCUCACGUUUCCCAGUUUUCUUAAAUUCUUUACGUUCGAAACUGUCGGUUGUACGUUACUCUACUGCAAGGACUUUUGCUGACUUUGCUAAGAUAUCGCCUAUUGACGUUAUGCCAUUCAUAAUAAGAGAAGUACUUCCAUUGAUGAACAGUUCUGGAUCAAUGGCCGAUCGCCAAGGUGCCACUGAGUUAAUUUACCAUCUAUCUUUAUCUAUGGGAACGGAUGUUUUACCAUAUUUGAUAUUUUUGAUCGUACCUCUUCUUGGACGUAUGAGUGAUUCGAAUGAAGACAUUAGAACUAUAGCCACUACCACAUUUGCCUCCAUCAUUAAAUUAGUUCCAUUAGAAGCAGGUAUUGCUGAUCCAGAAGGUCUACCGGAAGAUUUGAUGGCUGGUCGUGAAAAAGAACGUGACUUUAUUCACCAAAUGAUGGAUCCUUCAAAAGCAAAACCUUUCAAACUUCCUGUUGCGAUUAAAGCUACGUUAAGAAAAUACCAGCAAGAUGGUAUUAAUUGGUUAGCCUUUUUAAACAAGUAUGGUUUACAUGGUAUUCUUUGUGAUGAUAUGGGUCUUGGGAAGACAUUGCAAACAAUUUGUAUUAUAGCAAGUGAUCAAUAUUUGAGACAAGAGGACUACGAAAAGACUCAUUCCGUUGAAACCAGGAAACUUCCAUCAUUAAUUGUUUGUCCCCCAUCUUUAACUGGUCACUGGGAAAAUGAAUUUGAACAAUAUUCUCCAUUCUUGAAAACCAUCGUUUAUGCAGGUGGGCCUUCUGCUAGAAUUCCACUAAGGAGCCACUUAGAUUCUGCCGAUAUUGUUAUCACAUCCUAUGAUGUUGCAAGAAAUGAUUUACAAAUUUUAGGAAAAUAUGAUUAUAAUUACUGUGUUUUAGAUGAGGGCCAUAUUAUCAAAAAUGCACAAUCAAAGUUGGCCAAAGCUGUAAAGCAAUUACGUGCCAACCACAGGCUAAUUUUGACUGGUACUCCUAUCCAAAAUAAUGUGGUUGAAUUGUGGUCAUUGUUCGAUUUCUUAAUGCCAGGUUUCUUGGGUACUGAAAAGAUGUUCCAAGAAAGAUUUGCUAAACCUAUUGCCGCAUCAAGAAAUAGUAAGACAUCAUCCAAGGAACAAGAAGCUGGUGUUUUAGCAUUAGAAGCAUUACAUAAACAAGUUUUACCUUUUAUGUUGAGAAGACUAAAAGAAGAUGUUCUUUCAGAUCUACCACCAAAAAUUAUUCAAGAUUACUAUUGUGAAUUAAGUGAUUUACAGAAACAGUUAUAUCAAGAUUUUGCCAAGAAACAAAAGAAUGUGGUUGUUAAGGAUGUGGAAAAUACUGCUGAAGUAGAGAGUAAACAACAUAUCUUUCAAGCCCUUCAAUAUAUGAGAAAAUUAUGUAAUCAUCCUGCUUUAGUCCUUUCCCCUAACCAUCCUCAACUGGCACAGGUUAAAAGUUAUUUGAAGCAAACUGGGUUAGACCUACAUGAUUUAAUAAAUGCACCGAAAUUAAAUGCAUUGCGGAACUUGUUAUUCGAAUGUGGUAUUGGUGAAGAAGAUAUGGAAAGGAAAUCAGUUCCAAACCAAUACUUAACUGGUCAGAACGUUAUAUCACAACAUAGAGCACUUAUAUUUUGCCAAUUGAAGGAUAUGCUAGAUAUGGUCGAGAAUGAUCUGUUUAAGAAAUAUAUGCCAUCUGUAACGUACAUGAGAUUGGAUGGUAGCAUUGAUCCUCGUGAUAGACAAAAGGUGGUCAGAAAGUUUAAUGAAGAUCCAUCGAUCGAUUGUCUACUUUUAACGACAAAAGUUGGUGGUCUAGGUUUGAAUUUAACUGGUGCAGAUACUGUUAUAUUUAUCGAGCAUGAUUGGAAUCCAAUGAAUGAUUUACAAGCUAUGGAUCGUGCCCAUAGAUUGGGUCAAAAGAAAGUUGUUAAUGUAUAUCGAAUUAUCACUAAAGGAACAUUAGAAGAGAAGAUUAUGGGUCUACAAAAAUUCAAGAUGAAUAUUGCCUCAACAGUCGUUAACCAACAGAACAGUGGCUUAGAUUCAAUGGAUACUCAUCAAUUAUUAGACCUUUUCGAUACUGAUAAUGUACCAUCACAAGACAAUGAGGACAAAACGACACAAGGUGCUAAUAAGCCAGGAAUGGAAGAUAUAGCUAACGAGACUGGUUUAACUGGUAAAGCAAAGGAAGCUUUAGGAGACCUCAAAGAAUUAUGGGAUCCUUCUCAGUACGAAGAAGAAUAUAACUUGGACAAUUUUAUUAAAACUUUACGUUAA